This is a messenger RNA of Verticillium alfalfae VaMs.102, 843 nucleotides long. RefSeq lists its product as hypothetical. Bases 1 to 843 code for a protein of 280 amino acids. The transcript is spliced from 5 exons. NCBI's taxonomy places the organism in Eukaryota, Fungi, Ascomycota, Sordariomycetes, Glomerellales, Plectosphaerellaceae. The record is from RefSeq and is a predicted model, not a curated record.
AUGGCGACGUUCUUCUGGGCCGCUGCACUCGCACAGUCCAUCUUUCAACUCAGCUUCAUUGAAUCCUUCAGAGGCAAAGCCAACCCCGUUUCGAAAGUCAUCGCGGUCAUUUUACCGGCUGUCAUGCUCAGCCUCCUCCGCAUCGAUGCUAUCCAGACCAAUACGAUCUUGUUCAUCGGGAUGGCAGACUUUCUGCUCCUUACUUGUAUCUCCGGUAGUAUCAUCAUAUUACUGAUUAUUCUCGUGAAAUACAUUCACGUGCGCAGAAAUGUGCUGUCGUGGAACGUGAACUACGGCAAGCCAUCCGAGGGGUCCGUCGAUAACGUCACCGUCUCAAGCGGUGUCCGGCCGCGGCGCCAAAGCAUAUAUGACAAGUGGCUCGUCGUGCGCUUUACAAUCGCCGCGCUCGCCAUGAGCGCCUUCCAGAUGGUGACCAUCGUCUUCCAGGUCAGCGCGUCGCGGCGCAAUAACCUCGAAUCCAUAGGGACCGAGCCCGACCUCGGCAUGGACCGACUGCAGUCCGAUCUGCUCGUCUUCAUCCCCGGCGUGACGGCCAGUCUCUUGACGUUUGUCGUGUUUGGCACGACCAAGACAUUCCGCGACUACAUGCGGUCGCACUUUGUGCCCAAGCCACUGCGCAACGGCUUCCGGCUGCGACACCGAGGCUCGCAGCGGCUCGAGUCGGAGCCGCCUACUCCUGGGCUGCAAUUUCGAAAUGACGUCCCGGACCUGGAGCAAUACCCGGCGCCGUCCUAUCAGCAGGGGAUCAGGCUGAGCGAUAUUCAUGUGGACAGGCAGGGCAAUGUGGGUGCGGCUCAACAGCAUGGCUCCCACCCCUCGUGA